UUCAACUUAGGAUGAGUCGAAACCAAAUUGAAGAAGGAUGCCAGCAUUCCCAGUUCAUCCCUUGGGCCAUUGCUAUUCUUUUCAUCUUACUUCUCAGUGCCUGUUUUAUUGCAAGUUGUUUGGUGACUCACCGCAACUUUCUCCGAUGUAAGAGAACUAUGGGGGGUUUCAAGUCACCAGAACACCAUGCAAAGCUGACAUGCAUCAGAGAGAAGUCAGGACUCAAAGGAAGCACCUGGGAUUGCUGCCCGGUAAGCUGGAGAGCCUUUCAGUCCAACUGCUAUUUUCCUCUUAAUGACAACAAGACCUGGGCUGAAAGUGAAAGGGACUGUAUGCAGAUGGGCGCACAUCUGGCUUCUGUCAGCACAGCAGCUGAGCAGAACUUUAUUAUUCAAUUUUUGGAUAGACGGUUUCCAUAUUUCCUGGGACUAACAGAUGUGAACCGUAACGGCCAGUGGCACUGGGUGGACAAGACACCAUUUAACCCACACAUGGUAUUCUGGCAUGAGGGUGAACCUGACAACUACCCAAGAGAAGAUUGUGUGGUCCUUGUUAAUGACCAAGACAGAUGGGCGUGGAAGGACUUUGCUUGUAACUCUAAGACAAGUAGGAUUUGUAAGGUUCCUGGCACAACACUCAAAUAGAAAGCUGUGGAGAGAUCCUUGUGAUGAGGACAGAAAAGAAGAAUGAUAAAAAUAACACAGGAAGCACAUGCAUUACUGAGACAGAGAAGGGAUGCUGGGCAUAGAACAUUUUCAGAAAUUGAUGGAUUUAUCUUUGUUCAAUUCAUUCAAGAUAAUGUGUGAUAUUUUGGUGGAAAAAAGACACUUCUGUGAGAAUUAGUUUUCAUUAACAUUGUUUCUUGAGAUCCCGACCACCUCUCUCUGGCUCAAC
This is a messenger RNA of Talpa occidentalis (Iberian mole), 894 nucleotides long. RefSeq names its product C-type lectin domain family 4 member D (gene CLEC4D). Gene Ontology annotation, cellular component: external side of plasma membrane. Gene Ontology annotation, biological process: antifungal innate immune response. The record is from RefSeq and is a predicted model, not a curated record. Bases 12 to 644 code for a protein of 210 amino acids. NCBI's taxonomy places the organism in Eukaryota, Metazoa, Chordata, Mammalia, Eulipotyphla, Talpidae. The transcript has 7 exons. Gene Ontology annotation, molecular function: carbohydrate binding.